Sardina pilchardus (European sardine) is the source of this 7110-nucleotide messenger RNA. RefSeq names its product unconventional myosin-VIIa-like. The record is from RefSeq and is a predicted model, not a curated record. The coding region runs from base 1 to 7110 and encodes 2369 amino acids. Lineage: Eukaryota; Metazoa; Chordata; Actinopteri; Clupeiformes; Clupeidae. The transcript is spliced from 46 exons. Gene Ontology annotation, molecular function: protein binding; cytoskeletal motor activity; ATP binding. Gene Ontology annotation, cellular component: myosin complex; cytoskeleton.
AUGGGAACCGGGUCCGAGUUCGACCUGAGGUCAUUUCCUGGACACACUACCUGGUCCCACUCUUGUGUCUGGUGUGUCAGUUCGGUCAGUCUGAUGCACCCUACGUCGGUGGAGGGCGUGGCCGACAUGAUCCGCCUGGGAGACCUCAACGAGGCAGGCCUGCUGCGGAACCUGCAGCUGAGGCACAAGCAAGGCUUCAUAUACACGUACAUAGGCUCUGUGCUGGUGGCCGUAAACCCGUAUGAGCUGCUGCCCAUCUACACGGCGGAGCAGGUGCACCGUUACCAUGGACGUCAGCUGGGGGAGUUACCCCCCCACGUCUUCGCCAUCGCCGACAGCUGCUACUUCAACAUGCGCCGAAACCGCCUCAACCAGUGCUGCAUCAUCAGUGGGGAGUCUGGUGCAGGUAAAACGGAGAGCACUAAGCUGAUGCUGCAGUUCCUGGCGGCUGUGAGUGGACAACACUCCUGGAUAGAGCAGCAGAUCCUCGAGGCCAACCCCAUCCUGGAGGCUUUUGGUAACGCCAAAACCAUCCGUAACGACAACUCCAGCCGCUUUGGGAAGUACAUCGAGAUCUUCUUCAACAAGAAAGGGGUGAUCGAGGGAGCUCACAUGGAACAAUACCUGCUGGAGAAGUCUCGAGUCUGUCACCAGGCGUCAAACGAGAGGAAUUACCACAUCUUCUACUGUCUUUUGCUCGGGCUUCCCAAGGAACAGAAGAAAAUUCUCUCCCUGGGCAAGGCAGAGGACUACAAGUACCUGCAAGAAAGCGGUUGUAUCAGCUGUGAGGGCAGAGAUGACGCUUCUGACUACACACGCAUCCGCUCCGCACUGAAGAUCCUCACCUUUGGGGACCGAGAGUGCUGGGACAUCUUUAAAAUGCUCGCCGCUAUCCUUCACAUGGGCAACAUAGACUUCCAAGGCUCUGUCAUGGAAAACAUGGACAGCAGUAGUAUCUCAGCCUCUAACCACUACACCAUGUCUGCCAAGCUACUGGAGGUGGACAAUGCCACUCUGGACGUCAGUCUUACCAGACGAACAUUUUCAACCAAUCGGGAGCGAGUUUCUAAAUCUCUGAGUUCUGAUCAAGCCAGAGACACAAGAGACGCCUUUGCCAAGGCCAUCUACUCCAAGAUGUUCCUGUGGCUGUUUGAGAAGAUUAACGUGGCCAUUCACAAAGUCCCAAGCAAGGGCACGGGCACGGGCUACCAGUCCAUCGGCCUCCUGGACAUCUUCGGCUUUGAGAACUUCGUCUCCAACAGCUUUGAGCAGUUGUGCAUCAACUACGCUAACGAGCAGCUGCAGCAGUUCUUCGUGCGGCACGUCUUCAAGCUGGAGCAGGAGGAGUACACGCUGGAGGACAUCUCCUGGCAGCGCAUCAUCUUCACCGACAACCAGCCCGCGCUGGACCUGCUGGCGCUCAAGCCAAUGAACAUCCUGUCCCUCAUCGACGAGGAGAGCCACUUCCCCAAGGGCACAGACAUCACCAUGCUGACCAAGAUGAACAAGGUGCACAAGCAAAGCAAGACCUACAUCGCCGCCAAGAGUGACCACGAGUUCUACUUUGGCAUCCAGCACUUUGCAGGAGCGGUGUACUAUGACCCCACCGGGUUUCUGGAGAAGAACAGAGAUGCUCUCAGCUCUGACCUGAUGAGUCUGGUCCAGAAGUCCAGCAAUAAACUGCUGCACCUGCUCUUUGAGAAGGAGCUCAACCAAGUGAAUGAAGCUCAUAGAGGGAAGACCACGCUGAGCUCUCAGUACCGCCAGUCUCUGGACACUCUGAUGAAAGCGCUGUCCGUCUGUCAGCCACACUUCAUACGCUGCUUUAAGCCCAACCACACUAAAGCAGCCAAGGUGUUUGAUCGUGAGCUGUGUAUGCGUCAGCUGCGUGACUCUGGGAUGUUGGAGACGAUUCGGAUCAGGAAGUCGGGGUACCCCAUCAGACACACCUUCAGAGAGUUCCUGGGCCGCUACAGAGUUCUACUCAAUACCACCCACUGUGACCCACAUACUUUGUUCCUGGGGGUGACGCGUCUGCAGGCGUGUGUGCGCGGGCGUCACGAUCGUCAGCAGUACGAGCGCAGACGGGCCGCAGCCGUGACGCUGCAGACGCAGACGAGAGGCCUCCUGUGCAGACGCAGCUACACGCGCCAGAAACAGGCCGCCAUCCUGCUGCAGAGACACAUCAGAGGAGCCCUCGCCAGGAAGACCGCACACAGACUCAGAACAGACGCGUUCCUGUCAGAACAGGAGCGUUUGGCGCGGGAGCAAACUGCUCUCGAGCUGCAGCGCCGCCUCCAAGACGUUCUUGACCAAUCACAAGCCGCCAGUUCCAAGCCUGAGCCAAUCAGUGAGCAGAAGCUGGUCAAGGCCGCGUUCGACUUCCUCCCGGAGAAGAAACAUGAAGUAGAGACAGAGGAGGAGGAGGAGGAAGAGGAGGAGGGGGGAUUGCCCAUGCUGGUGUCAGUGUCCCAGAUCAGGGAGCGCGUAGAGGAGCCAGCGCCCGGAGAAGAGAGGGAUGAGACGGAGCAGCGGAGGAGUGUGAAGAGGGGAGUGGAGCGGCAGAAGAGUGUGAAGAGAGAGGAGGCGGUCGCCGCGGAGACGGUGAUUGUGAGCUACGCGGCGCGCACGCUGACGGAACCGGGCGAGGAGGAGGACGGCAGGGAGGAGUUCUCGUUCUCUCGGUUCUGCGCGCAGUACUUCCAGAGCCCCGCCACCGACUCACACAGCCCGCUGAGGCUCCGCAAACCUCUACUGCUGCAGGAGGACGAAGGAGACGCACUGGCGUGUGUGAGUGUGUGGUGGAUCAUCUUGCGGUUCAUGGGAGAUCUGCCGGAGCCCAAGGCCAUCGUCAGCAUCUCCCCCACGAACUCACAGCCCAACCUGGGCAGGAGGCAGGACCGCCGCCUCAGCAGCCUGGUGGGCCUGGACCAGCCCGAUGGCCCCUCCACCUCAGCUGGUAACGACAUCAUGAUUGGAGAAGGACCAACCCUCCACCGGACCAUGACAUCACUGGAGAAGCUGCACAUCAUUGUUGGCUACGCCCUCUCAAGGCCUGGCAUCAGAGACGAGAUCUUUUGUCAGAUCUGCAAGCAGUUGACGGGAAACAGGAAUGAGCUGUGUCGUAAGAGAGGCUGGAUCCUCAUGGCGAUAUGUCUCGGCAUCUUCCCCCCUACCGACCUCUUCAUGAGGUACCUGAGGAACUUUGUGCGCCAAGGUCCUCCUGAGUAUUCCUCCUACUGCAUGGAACGCCUGCGGAGGACUCUGACCAAUGGGGCGCGAGGAGAGCCGGCCUGCUGGGUGGAGCUAGAGGCAUGCCGCAGCAAGAAGCCCGUGCAGGUAAAGGUGUCUCUACCAGAUGGGCGGAGCCUAAAGCUGCAGGUGGACUCGGCCAGCACCUCAGGCGAGAUAUGCAGCUGCAUCGCCAAGGAAACUGGUAUCCGCGACGACUUCGGCUUCUCCCUCUACAUUGCCAUGCAUGACAAGAUGUGGUCCCUGGGCAGUAAGGGCCUGCACCUGAUGGACUCGGUAUUCCAGUGUGAGCAGGAGGUGCGUCGUCAGGGCGAUGCGGAGGAGAGCGCCCCCUGGAGGCUGAGCUUCCGUAAGGAGCUCUUCCCCCCCUGGCCCCACCCCCUCGACCCCGCCGCCACCGACCUCACCUACAGCCAGGUCAUCAGCAGCCUGCAGUCCGGAGAGUACCAGUCCGACAAGUGGCGUCACCAGCCGAUUUUACCGGGGCUUCAGCCCGGGGUAAUUCGAGCCGAACCCGGGGAGGAUGACUUUGUCCAGCUGGCUGCGAUGCACUACUUUGUGCGGUUUGGCUCGGACAGCAGCACUGAGAAGACCAAACAGGUGGUGAGAGAGUGCAUCAACACCAACCUCAUAGAGAGCAAGUCGGAGCCCAGGUGGAUACAGAUGGUGACCGCUGCUCAUACACAGGGUAGAUACAUCAAAUCUCAGAAAAGCACUACAGCCGUGAAACAGGAGUUGUUGGACUACACCAGACGGACCUGGCCGAUGUUCUUCUCACGGUUCUUCGAGGUCACCUACAAAACAGGUGCUUUUGAGGAAGACUCAAGUACAGUGAUUUCGAUGUCCACUCUGAGGGGAGACAUCACCAUGGUUGCAGAGAAGGGGGUGGAGUUUGUUGAAAUGGUGGGCGGGUUUCUGGACGGUCUGAAACAGCGCUCAACCUGUGGAGUCGCCCUGCAGGAAGCUUAUAAGCAAGACAACCCCAUGUACCUGGAUUAUCGCCGUGGUGACAUCCUCCUCCUCCACCGAGAUGACGAGUUCUCCCAAGAGAGCGGCUGGAUGAGCGCCACCAACGAGAGGACGGGCCAGAGAGCCGCCAUCUCCACCGACGCCAUCAUGUUCCUGCCCACCAUGAGCCGGCCCACGGACGACACGCUGAACCUGUUGAAUCUGAACCCAGCGCAGAAGAAGUCAAAAGAUGAGCUUCCCACGGACAGAGUCACCCUGAUCAACCUCAAAGAGUUCUCCUUUGAGCAUUUCAGUCUACAGCACCUGGAGGCCAAAGACAGCUAUGCAAAGGUUCUCUUUACAGAUUACAGCUCUGCCUUGAACACAGUUGUACCCAGCAGACUACCCUUGCAUACUGCUGUGUGCUCUUUAACAUUUGCUCCACCCAUCAUGAAGUACAUGGGGGAUUACCCAGUCAAACACGUCCGCAGCCCUCUGGAGCUGACCAAUCAGAUCUUUGGCCCGCCCACCCAGCAUCCUGAGCUCAGAGAUGAGAUAUACUGCCAGAUCAUGAAGCAGCUGACCAAUAACAACAACGGUAUGAGUCUGGAGCGAGGCUGGCAGCUGCUGUGGUUGUGUUGUGGGCUGUUCCCGCCCAGUGACUCUCUGCUCAAGCACACCCAGCGCUUCAUUGAGUCCCGGCCCAGAGAGCCGCUCUCAGCCCCCAGCCUGCAGAGACUGCGUGGCAUGCUGAGUCUGACUCCUAGGUUGCUGCCUCCUCAUCAAGUAGAGGUUGAUGCCAUUCUGCAGAACAGCACACAACUCUACCAUAAAGUUCACUUUCCCAACGAUUCAACUGAGAUCUUUGAGGUGACCGCCACUACUAAGAUCUGUGAUCUGUGUCGACAAAUAGCUUCCCACCUGAGGCUCAACUCUGGCGACGGCUACAGCCUGUUUGUGAAGACCACCAGCAAGGUGUUGAGUUUAGAUGAUCAGCAGUACUUCUUUGAUAACCUGCGUCAGACGACUGACCAACCAACCAAGAAUAAAAAAGAGAAGAAGUCAAAAGAGGGACUGCAGCUCAUUACUCCUUACCUGGUGCUCUUCAUGCGUAAGCUCUGGUUCAAUGUGGUGCCGGGGAAAGAUGUCACCGCCGAUGUCAUCUUCCACUUCCCUCAGGAGAGGCCAAAGUAUCUGCGUGGCUACCACAACUGCAGCCGUGAGGACGUGGUGACGCUGGCCGGCCUGCUGUUCCGGGUCAAGGUGGACUCGGACCGCUCGCAGUUCGUCAUGAUCCCGCGCAUGCUCAAGGAGCUGCUGCCCGACGACCAGAUCAAGCUCAUGUCACCUGACGACUGGAAGAAGAACAUCAUCUCCUCCUAUAAUAAGCAAGCUGGAAUCUCGGUAGAAGAGGCCAAAGUCAGCUUCCUCAGACACAUUUCUGCCUGGCCAACCUUUGGGUGUGUCUUCUUCGAAGUCAAGCAAACUUCUGACCGCAGCCUCCCCAGUAUCAUCAGGAUCGCCAUCAGCAAGCAGGGAGUCAGCAUCAUCAACCCCAAGAACAAGGAGCAGCUGACUAUGCAUCCCUUCAGUCAGAUCACUAACUGGUCGAGCGGCAGCACCUACUUCCACAUGACGCUCGGCAACCUGGUCAAGGGGAACACACUCCUGUGUGAGACGUCUAUGGGCUACAAAAUUGAAGACCUUCUUAGCUCUUAUGUGGAGCAGCUACUCUGCCCUGUUAUAACGCGGUUGGUCCUGACUGCUCCUCUACUGUGUGGACUAAUAACACUGGAACUCCACAGCUUCUUUGCUUCUUCCAGAGAGACUGAGAUGAAGGCAGGCAGUAACGUGACUCUCCACUGCACCCUGUACCCCUCUGAUUGGUGCCACACACAUGCUCAUAAUUACGAACUCCAUCUUAGUGUGCUGGAUGAGGAGGGGAAAGAGCUGAGGAACAGCAGAGGUGACCAAAUGCCCUGUAAGAUCACCGUGGAGCUCAGAGAUCCAAACCCUGUUCACGCUCAGAAGACUUGGAGAUGCCAGCUGACUGCACGAGGGCACGUUCGGUCCUCUGCCUCCUACACCAUCAGAGUUAAAGAGUUAAAGGUCAGUGGUGAUGAGGGCACGUUCGGUCCUCUGCCUCCUACACCAUCAGAGUUAAAGGUCAGUGGUGAUGAGGGCACGUUCGGUCCUCUGCCUCCUACACCAUCAGAGUUAAAGGUCAGUGGUAAUGAGGGCACGUUCGGUCCUCUGCCUCCUACACCAUCAGAGUUAAAGGUUAGUGGUAAUGAGGGCACGUUCGGUCCUCUGCCUCCUACACCAUCAGAGUUAAAGGUCAGUGGUGAUGAGGGCACGUUCGGUCCUCUGCCUCCUACACCAUCAGAGUUAAAGGUCAGUGGUGAUGAGGGCACGUUCGGUCCUCUGCCUCCUACACCAUCAGAGUUAAAGGUCAGUGGUGAUGAGGGCACGUUCGGUCCUCUGCCUCCUACACCAUCAGAGUUAAAGGUCAGUGGUGAUGAGGGCACGUUCGGUCCUCUGCCUCCUACACCAUCAGAGUUAAAGGUCAGUGGUAAUGAGGGCACGUUCGGUCCUCUGCCUCCUACACCAUCAGAGUUAAAGGUCAUUAGUAAUGAGGGCACGUUCGGUCCUCUGCCUCCUACAUCAGAGUUAAAGGUCAGUGGUGAUGAGGGCACGUUCGGUCCUCUGCCUCCUACACCAUCAGAGUUAAAGGUCAGUGGUGAUGAGGGCACGUUCGGUCCUCUGCCUCCUACACCAUCAGAGUUAAAGGUCAGUGGUGAUGAGGGCACGUUCGGUCCUCUGCCUCCUACACCAUCAGAGUUAAAGGUCAGUGGUGAUGAGGGCACGUUCGGUCCUCUGCCUCCUACACCUUCAGAGUUAAAGGGAUAG